GACCACCGAAACAGAAAAGAUGAUAUGAGCAGCGGCAAAAGCUUGCGCUUCUACCCGAGCCGCUUCUACCAAGCCUCAGCAACCUUCAACGCAUGGGUGAAGCUCACGAUCGCGGGCGUGCACGCUCUCCGCGCGCCGCCCAACUCCGGAGAGCAAGCCAUCUCGGGCCUCGGUAACUUCGCAGACCAGUACCAGAUCUUCUACCACCAGAACCAUCCCGUCCGCUUCGUCCGCGUCGUCGGCACCGUCAUCGCCAUCGAGGAUAUCAGCUCGCGGUUCGCACUGCUGACGCUCGACGACGGCAGCGGCGCCACCAUCGAAGUCAAGAUCACGCGGCGCCUGCCCGACGUCCCCUCUGACGGCAAGAGAUACUCAGACCCAGCUGCUCCGCUGUCGCCCGAAUGCCCCUCAAACACCACCGUCGACAACGUCGAGAUCGUCAGCGAGAUUGGCGUUUUCGCCGUCCUGAUCGACGGGCACGCCGUCGAUAUCGGCACCGUGCUGAAGACAAAGUGCACCCUCACCGCGUUCCGCAACACGCACCAGCUGAUGCUGCAGCGCGUGGCUGUGGUGCGCAACACGGCCGAGGAGGCGGCGUGCUGGGCCGACACGGCGGCGUACUAUGCGGCUGUGUUGGCGAGGCCGUGGCACCUUACGGAUGAGAAGGUGGCCGCGUUGGACAAGAAGUUGCGGCGGGAGGAGCGCAAGCGCAAGGACGAGGAACGCCUGUAUGAGAAGAAGGUCGCGGAGAGGCAGAGGCGCAAGGAUCAGUGGAGGAAGGAGGUUGCGGAGAAAACGAGGGUUGCUGAUGAGAAGAUGGAGAGGAAUAGGAGGAAGGAGGAACUCAUUAUGAAUAAGGGUGCUUUGAUAUAGCUUCUUAGGGAGUCUUGUGUUGUGUCGGUGGGUACGUCUUUCUUUGACGGCCAUUUCUUGAUUGUCGGCGAGCCAAGGUACUUCAAAAUACCAGCUGCAGC
Messenger RNA from Aplosporella prunicola CBS 121167, 974 nucleotides. RefSeq lists its product as uncharacterized. The transcript has 2 exons. Lineage: Eukaryota; Fungi; Ascomycota; Dothideomycetes; Botryosphaeriales; Aplosporellaceae. The coding region runs from base 25 to 873 and encodes 282 amino acids. The record is from RefSeq and is a predicted model, not a curated record.